AAGAAUUUUAUUUUCUCAUGCAGUCUGCAAAGGAGGGAGAACCUUUCUGGGAGAGUCCCUGGGGUCCAGGAAGACCUGGAUGGCAUAUUGAGUGCAGUGCCAUGAGUGCUGCAUACUUGGGAUAUUCUUUUGACAUUCAUGGUGGCGGGAUGGAUCUUGUAUUUCCUCACCAUGAAAAUGAAAUUGCCCAGAGCUGUGCUGCUUGUAAGAAGAGCAACAUAACCUAUUGGAUACACAAUGGUUUUGUCAACAUUGACUCUGAAAAAAUGUCGAAGUCCCUGGGGAACUUCUUUACAAUUCGGCAGGUGAUUGAUCUUUAUCAUCCAUUGGCCCUAAGGCUUUUCUUAAUUGGGACACACUAUAGAUCUCCCAUCAAUUACACGAUCGCGCAGAUUGAGAGUGCAUCUGAUCGCCUUUUUUACAUCUAUCAGGCUUUAUAUGAUAGUCAAAUUGUUCUCAGCCAGCAUGAUGAGGCAAGUCGGAAGGAUUCCAUUCCUGCGGGAACUGCUAGUUGUAUAAAUAAAUUCCAAGAUGAAUUUUUAGUUUCGAUGUCAGAUGAUCUUCACACUCCUGUUGCUUUGGCUGCUAUGUCGGAUCCAUUGAAAUUGAUCAAUGAUCUCUUACACACUCGAAAGGGUAAAAAGCAAGGACUACGAAUAGAAUCACUUGCGGCUUUAGAAAAGACUAUAACGAGUGGUCUGGAAAUUCUGGGGCUUGUGCCGACCAGUUAUGAAGAGGCUUUGCAUGAAUUGAGGGAGAAAGCUUUGAAGCGUGCAAAGUUGACUGAAGAUCAAGUUCGCCAGAAAAUAACAGAGAGGGAUACAGCAAGGCAAAAUAAAGAAUAUGAAAGAUCAGAUGCAAUUCGAAAAGAAUUGGCUGCGGUAGGUAUUGCUUUGAUGGACAGCCCUGAAGGCACCACUUGGAGACCUGCUAUACCACUUGCUUUGCAGGAAGAACAGGUUGCAUCCCCUUGAAUCUUUUCGCAUAUUUGCAGUAACCUGCCAUGGUAUGCGAAAUUAUGUUUGGCAAAUCAAGUUUAGUUCCAAUCCAAACUGCGAAAAGGGUUUGGCUGUAACAUUUUAGUUUGUUAAUCCUUCCAACUAGGAAAACUCAGAAGCUAAGUAAAAGUAGCAAAGUUGCAAAUUUUUGUAGAAAUAUGUAGAAAUUUUGCAGAAGCUAUUCCUUAAAGGCUUUCCUCUCUUCUCAUCUUA
Nicotiana tabacum (common tobacco) is the source of this 1211-nucleotide messenger RNA. The record is from RefSeq and is a predicted model, not a curated record. NCBI's taxonomy places the organism in Eukaryota, Viridiplantae, Streptophyta, Magnoliopsida, Solanales, Solanaceae.